Molecule: messenger RNA, 1074 nt
Organism: Phyllostomus discolor (pale spear-nosed bat)
Lineage: Eukaryota; Metazoa; Chordata; Mammalia; Chiroptera; Phyllostomidae
Gene: PAX4
Product: paired box 4
Biological process (GO): anatomical structure development; regulation of transcription by RNA polymerase II
Molecular function (GO): RNA polymerase II cis-regulatory region sequence-specific DNA binding; DNA-binding transcription factor activity, RNA polymerase II-specific
Source: RefSeq, a predicted model, not a curated record
AUGUGGCAAGUGGAUGCUUCCUUCUCAUGCCCAGGAAUCAGCAGUGUGAAUCAGCUUGGGGGGCUCUUUGUGAAUGGUCGGCCUCUGCCCCUGGACACUCGCCAGCAGAUCGUGCAGCUGGCAGUCAGCGGGAUGCGGCCCUGUGACAUCUCACGAAGCCUUAAGGUAUCUAAUGGCUGUGUGAGCAAGAUCCUAGGGCGUUACUACCGCACAGGAGUCUUGGAACCCAAGGGGGUUGGGGGAAGCAAGCCACGUCUGGCCACACCCCGUGUGGUGGCUCGAAUUGCCCAGCUGAAGGGUGAGUGCCCAGGCCUCUUCGCCUGGGAGAUCCAACGCCAGCUCUGUGCUGAAGGGUUUUGCACCCAGGACAAGACUCCCAGUGUUUCCUCCAUCAACCGAGUCCUGCGGACGCUACAGGAGGAUCAGAGACUGCCCUGGGCGCACCCCAGAUCGCCAGCUGUUUUGGCUCCAGUUCCUUGCACUUCCCAUAGUGGCUCUGAAGCUCCUUGCGGCCCUCAUCCGGGGACUGGCCACCGGAAUCGGACUAUCUUCUCCCCAGGUCAAGCUGAGGCGCUGGAGAAAGAGUUCCAGCGUGGGCAGUACCCUGAUUCGGUGGCCCGUGGAAAGCUGGCUGCUUCGACCUCUUUGCCCGAGGACACAGUAAGGGUCUGGUUUUCCAACCGAAGAGCCAAGUGGCGCCGACAAGAGAAGCUCAAGUGGGAAAUGCAGUUUCCAGGUACUUCUCAGGGUUUGACUGUACCGAGUGCUGCCCCAGGGAUCACCUCUGCACAGCAGUCCCUUGGCAGUGUGGCCACAGUGGCCCUGCCUUUCCCGGAAUCCUUGGGUCCCCCCUGUUAUCGGCUGUGCUGGGGGAUAGCACCAGACAGGUGCCUGAGUGACACCCCACACCAUGCCUGUCUCAAGCCCUGCUGGGGUAAGAAUCCAGGCCAGCCAAGCCCCCUGGAUUCAGUACUGCUCUGCCAUCCUUGCCCUCCUUUCCAUUGCCCCGUCGACAGUCUUGCUGCCCUUCACGCCUUUCUCUGGCUUGGCUCCCCACUACUGCAAGGCCUGUGA